AUGGGUGAUGAGAGUGUUGAGUAUAUUUUGCCACCCUGGGAAGCAGAGGCUUUAAUCGAAAAUCUGAGGCCCUCGAGUCUCGAUGAAAUCGGGAUGAAAAAAUGGUUCGAGAAUCAUCAGAGGCUCAUGCUUCUGCAUCAGCAGAGCGUUUUGGAGAUUAGCACGUUGAGGGAAGAGGCUGUCAAGGAGUGGUUUGUCAAUUUUCAAAAGAUCCCGAUUUUGAUUUACGAAGCGAUUCAAAUCUCUAUCUGGAAGGAAAAGGUAUUUCCGGUGAUAAUCGGAGCAAAUGGCGAGCCCUCCAAUACUUUCAUGAUGUACAGUAUUUUUUAUCACGAAAGUCUAGUUGUUUCUCUCCUGGAGAACGUUCUCUUCCACUCUGACAGCGUGGAAACUCUAGAUGAUUCGGCUCUAGACCUGGUUGACUACUCCAUAGGCAAUGUGACUGCUCUGAUUUUUUCUGAGACAGAACCACAGGUUUCCCUUCCAGAAAACGCAUCCUGCCUCGAGGAAUUAGUUUUUAAACGACAGCAGAUGCAAUUCGAUAUCGCGAUGAAGUCAAUUUCGAUUUUGUCGUAUCUGUCGGGUUUUGCGGAGAGUCUUUCCUUGGCUGUUAUCAAAAGACUCAUGGCGACUCAUGAUCUGCCCUAUCUGAUGACGACAUUAAUUGAGAAAAAGCCCUGGAGGAAAAUUAGUAAAGAGGGCGAGGAAAUUUAUACGUCCACUUGGGAGAAAGUCAAGGAAAACGAAAGGGAUAAAAUCUGUAAGACUGAGGGACAGAUUUGGAUCGCACUUCGAGAACUUCUCUUGAAUCCUAAAUGCGCCCCGUAUUAUCCAAUCAAUGAGUUCCGAAUAUCGGAAUUGUCGAAGCUGCAAAAAUAUCUGCACGAGCGAGUUUUGGAUCAAAUAUCUCCUCUGAUCGACCUACGUCGAUGGCUGGGGUAUCUCACCCUCUCGCCUCCUGCGAACAACUCAAACCCUCCGAUUUCUGUGGAAAUAAUCCCCCAGAUUCGCUCCUCUAUUCUCGAUAAAUACAGAAAGAAGUGGAAGAAAAUCGCGAAAUUUCAGGGAGAGUUGUUCUACAAUAAUGACGUCAAUCAUGUUAAAAGUUACGCUGAAAUACUCAGUGCAGCGUACGAUGUUGAUAAAAUUGUGGCCACAGCCACUAAAACUUGCGCUCUUUGCUUGCAAAUUGCAACAAAAAAGUGCUCGAAAUGCAAAAUCGUUUGGUACUGCGGAAGGGAAUGUCAAGUCAAAGACUGGACUACCCACAAGGAUCAAUGCGAGAUGAUAAAAUCCGCUGAAACUUGAACUUCAAUUUAACGCAUUAUUUUUUCUCAUCGAUUUAGUGGUAGGAACUGAAUAAAAAUAAAA
This is a messenger RNA of Fopius arisanus, 1371 nucleotides long. It is a transcript of the gene Zmynd10, whose product is annotated as zinc finger MYND-type containing 10. Bases 1 to 1308 code for a protein of 435 amino acids. Gene Ontology annotation, biological process: inner dynein arm assembly; outer dynein arm assembly; motile cilium assembly. The record is from RefSeq and is a predicted model, not a curated record. Gene Ontology annotation, cellular component: cytoplasm; centriolar satellite. NCBI's taxonomy places the organism in Eukaryota, Metazoa, Arthropoda, Insecta, Hymenoptera, Braconidae. The transcript has 4 exons.